Molecule: messenger RNA, 585 nt
Organism: Cyanidioschyzon merolae strain 10D
Lineage: Eukaryota; Rhodophyta; Bangiophyceae; Cyanidiales; Cyanidiaceae
Product: similar to SR family splicing factor SC35
Exons: 1
Coding region: 1-585 (194 amino acids)
Molecular function (GO): RNA binding
Source: RefSeq, a predicted model, not a curated record
AUGAGUGGUAACGAGGCACUUUCGUCAGCUCCACCGAGCUCGACAGGCGACGGUGCCCACGGGGGAGACUCCCUCAGCCACACUGCAAAGGAUUCCCCGAGCGGAGCGACCUUAAUAGGAGAAACGACAGAGCAGGGCGCCGCGAAACCCAAAUCAAGUAGGCCGUUCCCGAAUAGACCGAGCGAAAGUGAGCUGCAAAACUCCGUAGGCCUCAUGGUGCGAAAUAUUCCCUUUGGAACGAGACAGGAGGACUUACUCGAGCUCUUUCGCCCAUAUGGUGAUGUCAUAGACAUAUUCAUUCCCUGGGAUCGACAGCUUAGGCGGAUCCGCGGUUUCGCUUUCGUUCGGUUGCAAACGCUCGAACAAGCGGAGGCAGCGAUCGCGGCGUUAGACGGAUCCACCAUGCGUGAGCGCAUCAUUGCGGUGAAACGAGCCGAGUACGAGCGCGGUGAGGGCCCGGUCUCACAACACGCUGGGGCCAGUGACGGUCGAAGGGGACAAAGUAGACGCCCCAGGAGAAGUGACGGAAGAAGCACCCGUCGGCGUAGACCGAGGUCACGUAGUUUUGAAGGCGGGAAUACGUAA